UACCGGUCCGCUCUCCGCGGCUCCUUCCGUGCUUCAGUCUGCCCCGAAGCCUCUACCGGUCCGCUCCCCGCGGCUCCUUUUGUGCUUCAGUCUCUCCCGAAGCCUCUACCGGUCCGCUCCCCGCGGCUCCUUGCGUGCUUCAGUCUCUCUCCCGAAGGUGGAGGAGGCAACAUUGACAGUUGUUUAGACUACAGAAGAACAGCUUCUCAAUUUUUUUGUUGCCAUCAUCCUGAACGAAUGUGAAGGGCUGAAGGCCCUGACAGCCUUGAGCCAAGAUGAAGACUGUGUUCAUGGUUGCUGAGAAGCCUUCCCUGGCACAGUCCAUCGCCAAAAUCCUCUCUCGAGGGGGCAUGUCUUCACACAAGGGACUGAAUGGGGCAUGCUCAGUCCACGAGUAUAUGGGAACCUUCGCUGGCCAGCCAGUCCGCUUCAAGAUGACCUCUGUCUGUGGUCAUGUGAUGACCUUGGAUUUCCUAGGAAAGUACAACAAGUGGGACAAGGUGGACCCUGCAGAGCUGUUCAGUCAAGCUCCAACAGAGAAGAAGGAGGCCAACCCCAAGCUGAACAUGGUGAAGUUCCUGCAGGUGGAGGGCAGAGGCUGUGACUACAUUGUGCUGUGGCUGGACUGCGACAAGGAAGGGGAGAACAUUUGCUUUGAGGUCCUUGAUGCUGUUCUGCCUGUAAUGAAUAAGACCCACAAUGGUGAGAAGACAGUAUUCCGGGCCAGGUUCAGCUCUAUCACUGACACAGAUAUCUGUAAUGCCAUGGCCUGCCUGGGCGAGCCAGACCACAAUGAGGCGCUAUCUGUGGAUGCCCGCCAGGAGCUGGACCUACGCAUUGGCUGCGCUUUCACCAGGUUUCAGACAAAAUAUUUCCAGGGGAAAUAUGGUGAUUUGGACAGCUCUCUCAUCUCCUUUGGGCCGUGUCAGACUCCUACCCUGGGAUUCUGUGUGGAGAGACAUGAUAAAAUCCAGUCCUUCAAACCGGAGACCUAUUGGGUGCUGCAGGCCAAGGUGAAUGUUGAGAAAGACAAAUCUCUCCUUUUGGACUGGGACCGUGUAAGAGUGUUCGAUCGGGAGAUUGCACAGAUGUUUUUAAACAUGACUAAGCUGGAGAAGGAAGCCCAGGUAGAGGCCACCAGCAGAAAAGAAAAAGCCAAGCAGAGGCCACUGGCCCUGAACACUGUGGAGAUGCUGCGUGUAGCCAGCUCGGCUCUGGGCAUGGGACCUCAGCACGCCAUGCAGACCGCCGAGCGACUGUAUACACAGGGCUAUAUCAGCUACCCCCGGACAGAAACCACCCACUACCCUGAGAACUUUGACCUGAAGGGCUGUCUGCGGCAACAGGCCAACCACCCCUACUGGGCAGACACGGUCAAGCAGUUGUUGACAGAAGGUAUCAACCGCCCAAGGAAAGGCCAUGAUGCUGGUGACCAUCCUCCCAUCACCCCCAUGAGGUCUGCAACAGAGGAUGAAUUAGGGGGUGAUGCAUGGAGGCUCUAUGAGUACAUCACCAGACACUUCAUCGCCACAGUCAGCCAUGACUGCAAGUACCUCCAGAGCACCAUCUCCUUCCGGAUCGGGCCUGAGCUCUUCACUUGCUCAGGGAAGACUGUUAUCUCACCAGGCUUCACAGAGAUCAUGCCCUGGCAGAGUGUGCCCUUGGAGGAGAGCCUGCCCACCUGUCAGAGGGGUGACACAUUCGCAGUGGGUGAGGUAAAGAUGCUGGAGAAGCAAACGAGCCCGCCUGAUUACCUGACUGAAGCCGAGCUCAUCACACUCAUGGAGAAGCAUGGCAUUGGAACUGACGCCAGCAUCCCUGUGCAUAUCAAUAAUAUCUGCCAACGCAACUAUGUCUCUGUGGAGAGUGGCCGCCGGCUUAAGCCUACCAACCUUGGCAUUGUCCUGGUUCAUGGUUACUACAAGAUUGAUGCAGAGCUGGUGCUCCCCACUAUCCGCAGCGCAGUAGAGAAGCAACUGAACCUCAUUGCCCAGGGCAAGGCAGACUACCGCCAGGUCCUAGGCCAUACCUUAGAUAUCUUCAAGCGGAAGUUCCACUACUUCGUCGACUCCAUCGCUGGAAUGGAUGAGUUAAUGGAGGUGUCUUUUUCACCCCUGGCGGCCACAGGCAAGCCACUCUCACGCUGUGGAAAGUGCCAUCGGUUCAUGAAGUACAUUCAGGCCAAGCCAAGCCGCCUGCACUGUUCCCACUGCGAUGAGACCUACACCCUACCCCAGAAUGGCACCAUCAAGCUCUAUAAGGAGCUGCGGUGCCCACUGGAUGACUUCGAGCUGGUCCUGUGGUCAUCAGGUUCCCGGGGCAAGAGCUACCCAUUGUGCCCGUAUUGCUACAACCACCCACCCUUCCGAGAUAUGAAGAAAGGCAUGGGCUGCAAUGAGUGCACACACCCUACCUGCCAGCACUCACUGAGCAUGCUGGGCAUCGGCCAGUGCGUAGAGUGUGAGAGCGGAAUCCUGGUGCUGGACCCCACUUCAGGGCCCAAGUGGAAGGUGGCCUGCAACAAGUGUAAUGUGGUGGCUCACUGCUUCGAGAAUGCCCACCGCGUACGGGUGUCUGCUGACACCUGCAAUACUUGUGAAGCUGCCCUGCUUGAUGUGGACUUCAACAAGGCCAAGUCCCCACUGCCAGGCGAUGAGACACAGCAUACAGGCUGUGUUUUCUGUGACCCUGUGUUCCAGGAGCUGGUGGAGUUGAAGCAUGCAGCCUCCUGUCACCCCAUGCACCGCGGUGGGCCGGGGAGGAGGCAGGGCCGAGGGCGGGCCCGGGGCCGGCGGCCACCAGGGAAGCCCAACCCCAGGCGGCCAAAGGACAAGAUGUCAGCCUUGGCAGCCUACUUUGUAUGACAACUGUGUCUUCCCUCACCCAGGCUCCAAUUUGACGUAGACACAUCAUGAUGGUUGUCUUUGAACUACUGAAACCAUUAAAAUGAAUUUGUCUUCUCCAGA
Molecule: messenger RNA, 2966 nt
Organism: Cavia porcellus (domestic guinea pig)
Lineage: Eukaryota; Metazoa; Chordata; Mammalia; Rodentia; Caviidae
Gene: Top3b
Product: DNA topoisomerase III beta
Exons: 18
Coding region: 276-2864 (862 amino acids)
Biological process (GO): DNA topological change
Cellular component (GO): nucleus
Molecular function (GO): DNA topoisomerase type I (single strand cut, ATP-independent) activity; DNA binding
Source: RefSeq, a predicted model, not a curated record